UGGCGGGGGGCGGCGGCAGGUGAGGCGGAGUCACUGGAGACACGGGCUCCGCCCCGGAGGCGGCCCGGCCCCGAGGGGGCUGCGUUGCGCUGCCCUGCCGGAGCAGCAGCCUCCGCAACUGGGCGCGGGGCUGCCGGUGGCGGCAGCGCCUCAGGUGACAGCCCAGGUGGGCGGGAGGGGGCCGGCCGGCGGGCAGCUGCCUUGCCACUGCGCCGAGCCGGCUCUGGCACCGGAGCGGCCCGCGGCCAAGCGCUGGCUCCCCGCGUGUCUCUCUGGCGUCUCACGGCAGCUCUCGCGGGGGAGGAAGAAGGCGCGCCCGGGGCGCCGAGGGGCUGAACUUUGGAGCCUCUGCUCCUGAUGGGGCCGGUCCCGAGGAGGCGGAGGAGGCGGCGCUGUUGCCGCCGCUGCCCUGUGUGAGGCGAGCUCGCUCCCGCUGGGGCGGCCCGGUGGAGAAACUCCGCUCAGGUCCGCACCCUCCGCUAGUGCUGCUGCUGCCGCCGCCGCCGCCGCCCGGGAGGCGCGGCGCGGCGCGGGACCGACUCUGCGAGGGGAAGCCCCGAGCGCUGCCCGGCCAUGGAGCAGGGCGAAGGAGGCGCGCUGGAGCCUGGGGCCGGCAUUCCCAGGGUUGAUCCAUAUGGAUUUGAAAGGCCAGAAGACUUUGAUUAUGUGUCAUAUGAAGAAUUCUUUUCUAGAUAUCUGGUGAUACUCACUAGAAGAGCAAUAAAAUGGUCAAAGCUUCUAAAGGGGAAUAAUGGGGUACAGAAAAGUUUAAAAGUGAAGAGAUAUAUCAGGAAAGGCAUUCCCAAUGAGCAUCGUGCACUGAUAUGGAUGAUUGUAAGUGGAGCCCAGGCCAAGAUGGAACAAAACCCUGGAUACUAUAAUAAACUACUUGAGGGAGAGAAAAGUGACACGCUGGUGGAAGCAAUCAAGACAGACAUGAACAGAACAUUUCCAGAUAAUGUACAAUUCCGCAAAACUGCUGAUCCCUGUUUACAGCAGACACUCUACAAUGUAUUAGUAGCGUAUGGGCACCAUAAUAAAACAGUGGGAUACUGCCAGGGCAUGAAUUUCAUAGCUGGAUACCUGAUUCUUAUUACAAAGAAUGAAGAGGAAUCCUUUUGGUUGUUAGAUGCUCUAAUUGGACGAAUAUUGCCUGAUUAUUAUAGCCCAGAAAUGAUGGGGUUGAAGACCGAUCAGGAAGUCCUUGGAGAACUUGUGAGAAAGAAAGUUCCAGCAGUGGCAGAGUUAAUAGAUCGACAUGGUGUCAUGUGGACUCUGAUAGUGUCACGCUGGUUUAUAUGCUUGUUUAUUGACAUUCUUCCAGUAGAAACUGUUCUCCGAAUUUGGGACUGUUUAUUCUAUGAGGGAUCAAAAAUCAUCUUUCGUGUGGCCUUAGCAUUAAUUAAGCAACACCAAGCUUUUAUUUUGGAGGCCACAAAUCUCCCUGACAUUUGUGAUAAGUUUAAGCAGAUCACCAGAGGGACGUUUGUAACAGAGUGCCACAGCUUUAUGCAGGGCUGGAGUCGAUGGUGCUGGCACCAAAGUUCUCGGCACUGGGUGCUCCUCCCUGGGACGAACCCCAUUGGCUGGCUCCGAAGGGGUGGGUCUCGGAGUCGGGGAUCCGCUCCUUCCCUGCUUGUGGUGCCGCUUCUGCACCAGGGAAUGGGACCGGUGCUGGGCUGUUCCCGCGGGUCUCUCCCACAGUCCUUCCGUGGUGCUGUUUCUACCUCUGCUGCCGGGGCACUGCGCACCGAUGAGCUGGGUGCCGGGUCUUGCUGCGCCGGUGUGGGUUGCAGUCUAAGUGCCGCCUCUAUAAGAAGCUGCUUGAGGUGACAGUCUCACUCCUUUUUUGUUCUGGGGGGAAACCCUUUACAAAUCCUGCACUUGUCCGCUUGGUGUGCUUCCCCCAGGCACUUUAUAUAAGCGUCGUGGCGGUCCUCGUCGGCAUGUUCCAGGACUUGCAUGGUUUGAACCCCUGGGGCUUAGGCAUACCCCGAGUCCCCAAGGGGAGACCAUGGGUUGGGGUGGAGGGGAAAACCCCACUCCCAACAGCUACCUGUUGUAACAACAGAAAACUACUUAAACUAAACUUAACUCGACUGGCGAUAACUCUAAACUGAAAGGCUAGAGAAACAAGGAGAGCUUGCUAUGCAAGUCACUGGAGUUCCAACGAUCGUCACUUGCAGUAAGAAAGAAUUGAAGAGGCGCCGGGUCAGCAGGGUCAUAUAUUGAGCGCCACGGAGGCGCCAUUCCAGGGGGCUCCACAGCUGACCCGAUGGAUGCUGCUAGGCGGAAAACUUUCGAACGACUGUGCAUGUGGCAUGUGCGCUCCUAAUUGGAAUUGAUAUGAACAAUCAUUCGAAGAAUAAUAAUGGCUUAUUCUACCAGAGCUCAGUUUGCUUCUUCAGCCUUCCUGAGUAAUUACAGGCAUCUGCAUAUCAGCAACAUGGUUGUCUUUGGACUCUUUUUCAAGACGUUAUCCCAUCAUUUGAGCCUCCUGAGACAAUGCCAGCUUUGGCAAGUUAGUGCCGCAGUCUCUCUUCCAAUGAUCUGAAAUCCCACCAGCUGUUUAGGUGACUUU
Chelonia mydas (Green sea turtle) is the source of this 2581-nucleotide messenger RNA. RefSeq names its product growth hormone regulated TBC protein 1 (gene GRTP1). The record is from RefSeq and is a predicted model, not a curated record. NCBI's taxonomy places the organism in Eukaryota, Metazoa, Chordata, Testudines, Cheloniidae. The transcript has 8 exons. The coding region runs from base 574 to 1833 and encodes 419 amino acids.